This is a messenger RNA of Sipha flava (yellow sugarcane aphid), 2480 nucleotides long. RefSeq names its product piggyBac transposable element-derived protein 2-like. Lineage: Eukaryota; Metazoa; Arthropoda; Insecta; Hemiptera; Aphididae. The transcript has 2 exons. The coding region runs from base 381 to 2354 and encodes 657 amino acids. The record is from RefSeq and is a predicted model, not a curated record.
UUUGGACACUUUAACCCUUCAGUGCCCAUUGUAGCAGAAAUGCAACAUGUUUCAAAUUAAAUUAUAUUAUAUGAAAUAUAAUAUUUUUUAAUUAGGUAGUGCUCUCUAUUUGUUUAAGAAAUAACUACCUAUCAGCUGUUAUAAACACAAUAGUGAUUUAGUUGAUAACCAUUGCUUAGUUUCCCGCCAAAAAAUGUUUUCUUAUCAUAUCAUCAAAACAACCGUUGCGAGCUUUUUUUUUUUAAGUUUUUUUGUGUCUUAAAUACUAAUUUAUUCGUCAAACAAAAAUUCUACGUAUUCAGGUAAGUCUUAUAGAUUCUAUUUAAGUAAAGAACCAUACAUUUUAUUCAUUUUUUUAUGAAUUACAAUACAUUUUAAUCAUGUUGCAUAUUUGCUACAGUGGGCAAGAAGGUAACGAUAUGAAUCGUAAUAAACUCAACGACGAAGAACUAUUACAGAUCCUUUUUAACACAAAUUGGUCAGACAGUGAAGAUGGUUUAGAUAAUUCUGACCACGAACAAGACCUUAACAAUGUACAAAUACCUGAACAUGUUGAUUAUCCUACUAAUGUAAAUGAUGAAGUGAGUUUUGACUUAUUGGAUUUGCCUGUGGAAAUGCAGUUUGACACUGGUGAAACAUUAAUUCUACCUUCAGAUUCGAAAUCAAAUUUGACUUAUCAAAACCAAAACACAACACCUAGACGCAGUAUAAGACAGGCAUUUUCCUCACCAACAGAAAGUACUAGCAAUACUACCAAUCAAUCCCAUUCAAGACCAAAAGAAAAAAAUAUUGAAUUGACAAAUUUAAAAUGGAAAAAAGGUAAUUUGAUCACACCCUCUGCAUGUUUAAAAUUUAAUGAACCUACGCUUCAUAAUGAUUUGCUUUCGCUUGAAACACCGCUUGACUUCUUUGCUUACUUUUUCAACAAUGAGCUUUUGAUUAAAAUAAAAGAAGAAACUGAAUUGUAUUCAGUUCAAUUAAAUCCCAAUAAACCAGUCACACUAAGUAUUGAUGAAAUAAAAAGGUAUUUGGGCAUUUGCAUUUAUGCUUCUGUGCUGCAUGUGCCAAAAAUCAGGGACUAUUGGUCGGUUGAUUUAGGCUUUCCUUUGAUAUAUAAUACUAUGAGUCGUAAUAGAUUUGAGCUUAUAAAAAGUGUAUUACAUUUCAAUAAUAAUGCAACAAUGUUAUUGCCAAAUAACCCGAACCACGAUCGUCUUCAUAAAUUGAGACCUAUAAUUGAUCAUUUAAAUAAUCGCUUUUCGUCUAUUCCUUGUAAAGAAACUUUAUCAUUAGACGAACAGUUAUGUGCUACUAAAGCUAAAAGUUAUAUGAAGCAGUAUCUACCAGAUAAACCACACAAAUGGGGAUUUAAACUAUUUAUUUUGACAGAUACACAGGGAUAUGCUUAUCGUUUCGAAAUUUACUCGGGCCAAGAAAACAAUCCAAUAUUUAGAAAAACAACUGAACCAGAUUUUGGAGCGUCAUCAAAUGUGGUGAUACGAUUAACAAGAAAUGUACCAGUCAACAGCAACCAUAAAAUAUAUUUCGACAACUAUUACACUGCUAUACCGAUGAUGGAAUACUUGUACAACAAAAAUAUAUAUAGUUUAGGUACAGUGAGACUUAAUCGACUUCCUAACUGUCCUUUACCAGAUAAAAAUCAAGAAAAAAAAAUGAAAAGAGGAGAUUCAAUUGAAUAUAUUACAUCUUAUAAGUCCGCACCAAUAUCUGCAGUGACAUGGAAAGAUAACAAGGCAGUCAAGUUAGUAUCAACAUACUGUGGAGAAAUUCCAAAAUCCGAAAUGACCAGAUUUGACCGUAUAAAAAAAUCAAAUAUUAUUAUUGAUUGCCCGAUGCUUAUAAAAGAGUAUAAUAAGCACAUGGGGGGAGUUGAUCUCUUAGAUAGCCAUAUUGGCCGAUAUAAGAUUCGUUUUCGUUCUCACAAAUGGUAUAUGCGUUUAUUUUACCAUUUAAUUGAUCUUACGGUUGUAAACUCGUGGACGCUCUUUAAAAGAGUUAAAGAAAUAAAAAAAGAAAAUUCAAACAUAGAAUUGGCUGAUUGGAGAAAACAAUUAGCAUUUACAUUAAUCCAAUCGGGACAAAUCAGGACAAGUGGACGUGGACGACCAUCAAGUUCUUUAGAAGUAAAAAUUGCUAGUACAAGACCACAGUCAUUCCGCCCCAUUAAAGAAGUGCGUACUGAUAAGUUUGACCACUGGCCUCAGAUUACGGACAAACGGGAAAGAUGUAAAAUGCCUUCAUGCAAAGGUUUUACUUACUUAAAAUGUACAAAAUGUACUGUGUUUUUAUGUUUAAACCGUAACAAAAAUUGUUUUACUAAUUAUCAUAUGUGAAUAUUAAAAUGUUGACUUAUUAUGACCCACUGUUGCAUAUAUGCUACAUAGUUCAAGUUUAAGUUUAAUAAAAAAGUUUCAUGUUUUGAUUUUUUUACUUAUUUUUCCCAAUUUCCUCGUGUUUUA